CGAAGCUACUGAGCGUAUGUGAAGCACGUUCCGUUGAUCGGUGUCCAAGUUGACGUUUUAUCCAUCUGCUUCACUUUCCUGACCACGUCAGUUUUGAAAAGUGCCAAGAAAGAAAUUGAAGUCUUUAUUAUUUUCUUGAUUUCCCUUACCACAUCGGUUCUGUAAAGUGUGGAAAACAGCAAACCGGAUAUGUUAAUUGCUAUAUGAACAUGCUUUUGUGACUAUUGUACCAAAGUUAUUUCAUCUCCAACUAGGUUUUCAUUCUGAACGACUUAUAUAGCACUACCUACCAUUAACUUCUGGCCAAACCUAGCUAACUGCAUAGAUCAAACUAAAUAUUCACUAAUAUUAACUUGAACUUUAAUUUCUGUCGUUCAGUACAAUUUAUUUGAUUUCACUCUUCGCUAGUCAAGUCUGGAUUGCGCAGGUACACUUUGUUAAUCAAGCUGAAGAUGUCGCCCUCUGGAGAUGACAACUGGACCGAUAUAAACAACAUUGUAAAUACCACUGUACAACGUGGUGGGGUAAAUACACCUUAUCAUGCACGAGCAGAAACUUAUAUCGUCCCUUUGGUGUUUGCGGUCAUUUUCCUAGUCGGCGUGAUCGGUAACAGUACCUUGAUCUGGGUUUUUUUACGGAACAAAGUCAUGCGCAGUGUACCCAAUACCUUCCUGGUUUCUCUGGCAGCUGGAGACUUGACUGUUCUCCUAUUUGCUGUUCCAUUUAUAGGAACCAUCUACACUUUUGAGAGCUGGCCGUACGGAGAGUUCGUGUGCAAAUUGAGCGAAUUUUUGCGUGAUCUUUCCGUUGGUGUGACUGUUUUGAGUUUGGCUGCGCUGAGUGUUGAUAGAUAUGUCGCAGUUAUCAAACCCCUCCACAAACAACGAGACGAGCGUCAGAAAAUAAUGUCCAUCACUGUUGUAGUGGUCAUCUGGGUAAUCUCGAUUGGACUGGCUAUCCCAAGUGCUUAUUUUUCGUUUAUCUAUGAAAUGUUGGCCGGUGGAGAGGUCAUCAAGAUCUGCUACCCUUUUCCUCCGGAACUAGGCCACUGGUAUCCUCGAGCCACAGUGUUAGUCAAAUUUCUAGUGUUGUACGUGAUCCCCCUGGUGGUGAUUAGUGUUUUUUACACACUAAUGGCUCAGCACCUUCUUCUGAGCACCAGACAAAAUGUAAUUAAGAAUGCCAGCCACACUCGACAGCUGGAGGCGCGCCACAAGGUGGCGUGGACUGUCUUAUCCCUGGCAGUAAUCUUCUGCAUUUGUUUUUUUCCGAGCCAUCUCUUUAUGUUAUGGUUUUAUUUCUAUUCGGACUCUUGGAACGCCUAUAACGACUUCUGGCAUGCUUGGAAGAUUGUUGGCUACGUUCUGACUUUCGCCAAUAGUUGCCUCAACCCUGUCGCCCUCUACUGUGUCAGCAGCGUUUUCCGUAACUACUUCCAACGCUACCUUUUCUGCUGUUGCCAUAGUGUCGUCCAUCGUCAACGCACACUCACUAAUCGCACUACAUAUACAUCUCUUAGAAGCACUAUAAAAAACAGUGCUACAACAAAGGUGUAGUGAAAAAUAUCUGAAUAAAGGAUUUCAAAUUUUAUAAUUCUAUUAUUUACUUGUCUCAAAAUACAAUGGUAUUAUUAUGUGUAAAACAGUAUGGUACCAUGACUAUGGUGUAAAAUGUGUUAACCAAUAUGGUACCAUUACUAUGUUAUAAAUUUGUAAAACAACAUAGUACCAUGACUAUGGUGUAACACGUGUGAAAAGUAGUAUUGUACUUUAUCAAAGUGUAAAAUAAUAGAGUAUCAUUAUUAAGAUUACAUGGUUGCGUGUACAUUAACCAGAAAGUUGGUAUGUCUCUUCUGAGAGAUCUUACAUUUUAUUAUGAACUUUGAUAUAUAUAUGUUAUGUAUAGAUGAAGUAUAAGAAUAUGUUAUUUUGUUACAAACAUUAAAACUGGACAUCAAAACUGGUGUUCAGAGGUUCACGGUCUGCAAGUUCAUCUGGCUCUCAAGACUGGUGUAAAAUAGACUAUAUAUAUCACAGAAGUUUUGUUAUAGAAUAAUUCUGUUAUGAAAGUAUAAUCAAUCAUUAAUUAAAUGGGAUUUUUGUUAGACUAAGAUUGUUUUUUGAAUAUGAUUUUCUAUACAGUACUAUAACAAAUAUUCAAGGAAUUUGAUUUAUAAGAAUGUGUUUUAUAUUUCACAUCAUAAUACGUUGUUAAAAUUAGUUAAGGAAUUAUAAUAAUUUCAGUAUUUGCUUGGAUGGCUCUAAAAAAGCCAAUAUCUUCUGGUCUAAAUGUUCAUUGUAAUGGUCUUGUAUAUUGGAAUAAACUGUUACUACUAUUGUAACUUUGAUAAAUAAACAUUUUACAUUUA
Molecule: messenger RNA, 2368 nt
Organism: Limulus polyphemus (Atlantic horseshoe crab)
Lineage: Eukaryota; Metazoa; Arthropoda; Merostomata; Xiphosura; Limulidae
Product: neuropeptide CCHamide-1 receptor-like
Exons: 2
Coding region: 453-1556 (367 amino acids)
Biological process (GO): G protein-coupled receptor signaling pathway
Cellular component (GO): membrane
Molecular function (GO): G protein-coupled receptor activity
Source: RefSeq, a predicted model, not a curated record